This is a messenger RNA of Mugil cephalus (flathead mullet), 1619 nucleotides long. RefSeq names its product tumor necrosis factor receptor superfamily member 14-like. NCBI's taxonomy places the organism in Eukaryota, Metazoa, Chordata, Actinopteri, Mugiliformes, Mugilidae. Gene Ontology annotation, molecular function: protein binding; transmembrane signaling receptor activity. The coding region runs from base 131 to 880 and encodes 249 amino acids. The record is from RefSeq and is a predicted model, not a curated record. Gene Ontology annotation, biological process: defense response to Gram-positive bacterium; immune response; signal transduction. Gene Ontology annotation, cellular component: external side of plasma membrane; membrane. The transcript is spliced from 9 exons.
ACUCCUUACAGAAAGCAGCAUGGAUUAACUGCAGUUUUCCCGAUCAGGAAAAGGAGCCUUGGAUGUUGAAAUCCACUCAUAUCUGAUCUAAGUGAGAGGAUUUCUUCACUUCAAGAACCAGCCAUACAACAUGACUCCAAGAAGAAUAACUCUGAGACCUACAAUGUUGCUGAUACUUAUGAUCAAAGUCUGGAGCAGUGAAACCCUCACAUGUGGUCCAGAAGAAUAUCAGACAGGGAACCAAUGUUGCCCAAUGUGUCCGCCUGGAAGCACGAUUAAACUAGAAUGUACAGAGUUCAGAAGUACAUCUUGCCUGCUGUGCAAGAAUGGAACCUAUAUGGAUAAAUCUAAUGGACAUACACAGUGCUUCCCAUGUACAAACUGUGAUACAGGUUCUGGUCUGAAGACAAAGUGGUUAUGUACAACAACAUCGGAUACAGUUUGUGAACCACUGGAGGGAUUCUUCUGUGUUGAUUUUAUGGGGGAUCAAUGUGCAGCAGCACAGGAACACACCAUAUGUCAACCAGGACAAUACAUACAGGAAGAAGGCACAGCCUUCACAGACACUGUGUGCUUUGACUGCAGUGAUGGGACAUUUUCUAAUGGAACAUAUUGUUACCCCCAUACACAAUGUGAAUCAAAAAACCUUCAGCUGAUAGCACCAGGCACUGCAUCAGCUGAUUCUAUAUGUGGAGAAAAGACUCCAAAUGUGAUUUCUAUCAUCAUCGUUGGGGUGGUUAUUUUAUUAGUUCUUUCAGGUGGAUUAUUAAUGUACUGUGUGAAGAAAAAGAAAAGACAUCCAGAUCGGACAAGCAAAAAAAGAGGAGAUAUUUCCAAAGAGGAAAACGAAGCUGAAAUAGAAAAUGUGUUGCCACUGUGAACAGCAGCAGAUGGGGGAGUCUGAGUUUGGCAGGUGCCAGGAGAACGUUACCUGUCUGACUGCAUCGUGCUAACUUGGUGGAGGAGGAAUAAUAUCCUGUGGCUGUUUUUCAGGGUCUGAGCUAUAAGCCGUUUGUCUCUUACAUAAAGCAAUGCGGCUCUGCUUCCAACUUUGUGGCAACAGUUUGGUGAAGGCCUUUUUUCUAUUCCAACAUGACUGUGCCCCAGUGAACAAAGCAAGGACUAUAAAGACAUGAUUCAAAGAGUUCAUUAUGGAAGAACUUGACUGGUCUGCACAGAGCCCCUCCCCAACCUCAUCGAGCAUCUUUGGAAUGAACUGGAACAGAUUGGCGAGUCAAGCUUUCUUGUCCAACAUCAGUGCUGGACCUCAUAAAUUCCUUACAAAGUGAGUGGGCACAAAUUCUCACAGAAACACUCACAAAUCUUUGGAAGCCUUCCAAGAAGAGUGGAAGCUAUUACUGCUGAGAAGAUCCAUGUACUGUAUGUCAAACAUACUCAUCCUGACUAGAUAGCAUCUAAACAGUAUUUUAAAACUAACCUCUCUCAUUUGAAAUAAUACAUUUUCUUGACAAGACCCAUGUGUUUUUCCAAUUAAUCCCUUUAUUGUGCCAUCAUUAUAUAAAUUAUUCCGAUAGAAGACAAUAUCUUCUAGAUAGAAACAAUAUAAUACUGCUGUAAACUUUGAAUGCUUUCAAAAAUAUAAAUACUGAAUAAAUAAA